AGCUCCAAUCUCUUGUUGCGGAAUUCCCCUAAGGACAAACAAAGAAAACAACAUUUUCUUACAGAUAAAGGCAGAGUAGUAGUACAGUAGCGGAGUUAGUAUAUUGCAACUUCAACGUCUAGACUUUCACAAGAAUCUUCUGUUAUGUUUAAGGAAAUUGUUUCAAUCCUAUUCCCACUAGUGGUAGUAGUGUUGGUUACCAAAGCUCAGGAUAAACAACCAGUAUGUCUAUGUGAAGAAAAUGAAGAUAUAAUGCAACGAAAACACGGUAUUACGGCCACUGUUCGGCAUGACGUGGAAUCUAAAGUAAAGGUAGCUCUAGAAGGAAAGAGUAAAAGAUGGAGAUGGAGAAGGCAUUUCCCUCAUGAUCCAUUCCUGGAGUGUGCACACCAUAGAUGUAGACAUAAUGGUGAUAGGGAUCGCUGUUCAUCAUCUCUUGGUCCUCCUUGUAACAUCAAUUCCACUACAUGUAAGCCCGAGUUUGGCUACAAUUUAAAAGGAGAGCUUCGGUUGAUUAUCCAGUUUCCAGAAAUUGACUUUGAACAAUGCAUAUGGAAGCAUACGUGCGAAAGCCCUAAUGCAACCUGUGGAGAAUUUGGAGCUUGCACACAACACACAGACGUUGUACAUCUUCUUACAUACGACUUCACUUACGAAAGCGUUAAGUGCGAAUCAUUUAAACGAUGCUGCGGUUGUUUCUGUGAAUAGAUCACGUAGCCGGUAGAGGGCCAUCUCUAAAGGUUUAAGCAAAAAUAUGAAUAUUUUGUACGUAUAUUCUGUUUUAAUCAUAGUUUAACACUUAUACGCUCUUCAGUUAAGAUAACUUUUGUAUAACUGUACCAGUCAACAAAUGUGUUUAAGUGAAAUAAAGUAACUGUACCAGUCAACAAAUGUGUUUAAGUGAAAUAAAGUAACUGUACCAGUCAAC
Messenger RNA from Limulus polyphemus (Atlantic horseshoe crab), 928 nucleotides. RefSeq names its product coagulogen-like. The coding region runs from base 145 to 708 and encodes 187 amino acids. The transcript is spliced from 6 exons. Lineage: Eukaryota; Metazoa; Arthropoda; Merostomata; Xiphosura; Limulidae. The record is from RefSeq and is a predicted model, not a curated record. Gene Ontology annotation, cellular component: extracellular region. Gene Ontology annotation, biological process: hemolymph coagulation.